Messenger RNA from Mus caroli (Ryukyu mouse), 1549 nucleotides. It is a transcript of the gene Rhoj, whose product is annotated as ras homolog family member J. The record is from RefSeq and is a predicted model, not a curated record. Lineage: Eukaryota; Metazoa; Chordata; Mammalia; Rodentia; Muridae. Gene Ontology annotation, biological process: small GTPase-mediated signal transduction. Gene Ontology annotation, molecular function: GTP binding; GTPase activity.
AUGGAAUGCAGCAGGAAACCCACGAUUUCCUGACACUCGGCAAGCUGGAGGAAGCGAGGGGGGGAAACUCCGUUUAAAAGCCCUCUCUCCUCCAUAUUAGCUGUGUGGUGGGAAACCGGGCAGGAGUUAUUCAAAUCCCACCGUGUCAUCAGCCAGGCUGGGGAGGGUAGAGUGAGACUCUCACGGGCUGUUGAGAUUUCUAGACUGCCAGGGAAGUCUAUGGACAUGAGAGUUUCUUAACUCCAGCUCUACUCCCAACUCCACUUCUCCGUUGGGAUUGGGAGAAAGGGCCAGACCCUUUUCAUCCCUCCUCCCAAGAGUGCCUUCCUUCUCCAGCAUGGUGAGCGGCGGGGCUCGCGUGUGUCUGGGCUGUGCCUGGGAGAGCCAGGCCAGCCAGAGUCAGGCCGCCUGAGCUCCAGCCUGGGGCCGGUGCCACCGCUCCAUGCACUGCAGAAGCCCCAGCAGCUGCUGCGGGAGCCGCCAACAUGAGCUGCAGAGAGGGGACCGACAGCAGCUGCGGCUGCAAUGGACGCGAUGAGAACAGGAUCCUGAAGUGCGUGGUGGUCGGAGACGGCGCGGUGGGGAAGACCUGCCUGCUGAUGAGCUAUGCCAACGACGCCUUCCCGGAGGAAUACGUGCCCACUGUGUUUGACCACUACGCAGUUACCGUGACAGUGGGAGGCAAGCAGCACUUGCUUGGACUGUACGACACCGCAGGACAGGAGGAUUACAACCAGCUGCGGCCACUCUCUUACCCCAACACCGAUGUGUUUCUCAUCUGCUUCUCUGUCGUAAACCCAGCCUCUUACCACAACGUUCAGGAGGAGUGGGUCCCGGAACUGAAGGACUGCAUGCCUCAUGUGCCUUAUGUGCUCAUCGGAACCCAGAUUGAUCUCCGAGAUGACCCCAAAACCUUGGCGCGUCUGCUGUACAUGAAGGAGAAGCCCCUCACCUAUGAGCACGGCGUGAAGCUGGCGAAAGCGAUUGGAGCGCAGUGCUACUUGGAAUGUUCUGCCCUGACCCAGAAGGGUCUCAAAGCGGUUUUUGAUGAAGCCAUCCUCACCAUUUUCCACCCCAAGAAAAAAAAGAAAGGCUGCUUAGGGUGUCACGGCUGCUGUGCAAUUAUCUGAAGUUGCCUGACACCCAUCUCCCCGCCAUGCAAGGGCAUGGAGGGCAGCCAGUCUCUGUGACCCAACUCCAGCCAAAAAGGAGGGCGUGACCAGAAAGGAAUUCCUGCAUCCCAACGCCUGUCCCCGUGCCCUGCCAGCUUUCCAGCUCAACAUCCUGUAAGCCACUGCCACAGCCCUAAGCCAGCCAGACCAUGAACACUGUGCAUGGAGAAUGCAGAGUCACAUUCAGACCAUAUAUAUGCUGGUGAGGUGUUGGAAGCCAAGUGACAAUCCAUCUGGUAUUUCAUAUCUUCUCUCCCACGGUUAUGGACCAACAGAGAGUCAUGAUGGGAAAACCAAGCACUCUGUCCUGCACUGGUGGCCUUAGUUCAUGUCUUCACCAAACUUGGGAAUACAACACCAACAUUUUUUUUUUCGGA